Messenger RNA from Lampris incognitus (smalleye Pacific opah), 777 nucleotides. RefSeq names its product protein boule-like. Gene Ontology annotation, molecular function: RNA binding. Lineage: Eukaryota; Metazoa; Chordata; Actinopteri; Lampriformes; Lampridae. The coding region runs from base 1 to 777 and encodes 258 amino acids. The transcript has 9 exons. The record is from RefSeq and is a predicted model, not a curated record.
AUGCCGGCAUCGCUGAGGACACAGACAAGCACCCCCCCUUCCUCCCCUGCCCCAUUGCCCUUCGAACGCCACAGCAGCGCCAUAGCGCCCUCAAACCAAGCCCCUCGCUCUGGCACUGUCAUCCCCAACCGAAUAUUCGUUGGAGGAAUUGACUCCAAGACCAGUGAGCGUGACCUCGCGCAAUUGUUCUCCCAGCAUGGUGCGGUCACAGAGGUGAAGAUAAUAUUGACUCGCACAGGAAUGUCAAAGGGGUAUGGGUUUGUGACUUUUGAGACCGAAGAGGAUGCCAAUAAAAUGCUUGAUGAUCCCAAUAGGUUUUAUAUCAAUGACAAGAAGCUCAACAUUAGCCAGGCAGUGCUAAAGCACCGGGUGCCAGUACGUGUCUCAAGAAAUGUCCAGGAGCCGAGCCAUGUCAUGCCAGCGCCUUCUGCUUCCUCGUACCAUAUCACCCCCAGUGGCCACCCCUAUACCUACCAUAACGGGACGGCCUAUUUCCCUAGCUCAAACGUGAACCCUACCACCCACUACUGGCCUUCAGCGUCUGGAACUGCUAUGAUGCCCCCCCCCCAGCCUCAGCCCAUCUGGCAUCAACAGACUUACCACCAAUAUCAGACUCCAGUGCCCCCCGGUCCAGAGGGCAUGGACCAGGCCACCAAUGGGGGCAUUAUCCAGCCACUUAUGCCUUUCGCAGGGGCCAGCAUACCAGAGAUCGUCUUUGCAAAGGUCACAGUUGACAUUGAAAUGCCACAACGCUCAAGGGGUCAACGGUGUUUUUGA